AUGCCCAUGGCCAAGAAUGUCACCGGCCCGCAUGGCAACUUCCUGAAGACCAACAGGGAUUAUCGCGAGCUGAUGCUUCGCAGCGGCACUUUCCCGAAGAGGUGGGAGGACACCUACGAUGAGUACGAGAAGAAGGUCGGAGAGUGGUGGACGCAGCCCAAGUGGAAAUGCGGCUUCGGCGUCAAGUGA
Messenger RNA from Symbiodinium necroappetens, 189 nucleotides. The record is from the annotation of a GenBank genome assembly. NCBI's taxonomy places the organism in Eukaryota, Dinophyceae, Suessiales, Symbiodiniaceae.